CAUAUGGCCAGAGUAGCCGGUCCCUAGUUUUAGCGAGGUCUAGGUCCCCAGAGUAGCUAAAGAAGGCCCAGGAAGCUGGAUUCAUUAGCCGUACUAGGGUAAAUCCUCAUUUGAAGAAGAAGAAGAAGAAGAAGUUUACGCCUCGUGUGUGGGGCCUUAAGAAUUUGGGAACCGCGAAAAGAUCUACCAAAAUCCACGAGACCGAAACCAAGAAAAAGGAUUUUAAAUCUUUUUGCAACGGGACACCCCGGAAGGAAGCCAUCGGAAACCGUGCCGGCAAGUUUUAAGAUAAACAGCCCUGUUGGGUCGAGUUCUUGCUAAGCCGAGCUGGUUGGAAUGUUUAAGUUUGGGUUUCAAGUUGAUCCGGAAAAGGGUGCAGACGAUAAAGAUGAGCAGAAGAGCGAGCCAUCAAACAACGAAAGCAAUCAAGGAAACGAAAAGGACGAGUCCUCAACGGCUGCUGAUUAUCCCUGCGAGGAAUUGACGAUGUUGCCGGAGCGUUCGACCAUCAACCCGGAUGUAGUGAACACUUUCCAACCAACUCCUGAUUGUACGAUAGAGUACCUUAACAAUCUAGCCUUGCUAGAUGAAACAUUCGAAGAGGAUAUUUUGAAUGCCGAAUCGGAUCACUCCGAUCUGGUUCCGGGUUGCUACGAAGGAGGACUGAAGGUGUGGGAAUGUACCUUUGAUUUGGGACAGUUUCUGGUCAAGGAAGAUCGGAAGAAACUGUUGGGCAAGAAGGUGCUCGAUCUAGGCUGUGGGGCUGGCAUUCUUGGUAUCGAAGCGAAACUGUUGGGCGCCGCUGAAGUACACUUUCAGGAUUAUAACAAGGAUGUCCUCAUGAAGCUGACGAUGGUCAACUAUGAUAUCAACUGUCGGUCACAGGAUAGCGGCAAGAAGGGAGACUCUCCGGCGCGUUUUUUCUCCGGCGAUUGGGCUAGUUUCACGGAAAAGUACAACGAUACCAAGUAUGACCUUAUACUAUCUUCGGAAACGAUAUACAACACUGGAAAUUAUCGAAAGCUGUUAGAUCUCUUCGAUCGAAAAUUAGCGAGGAAAGGAGCUGUUUAUCUAGCCGCAAAAACCUACUACUUUGGUGUAGGUGGCGGAACGCGACUGUUCGAGACGGAAAUGGAGGAAGACGGUCGGUUUCGGUACAAAGUGGUGUGGAAAUGUAGCUCUGGUGUCAAGCGUGAAAUUCUUAAAAUCAUGAAAAGAGAUGAGGAUUAACAAGGUUGUCAAAGUCAAGAAACUAUCAUGAAAUGAAUUCUAAUUAUUAAAAGGAACUCUCAUGUAAGUUUUUCGGAUGAUUUACGGGAAGGAUGUUGCAAAGUGAAAGAAAACAGCAGU
Messenger RNA from Anopheles darlingi, 1350 nucleotides. Its product is annotated as histidine protein methyltransferase 1 homolog. Gene Ontology annotation, biological process: peptidyl-histidine methylation, to form tele-methylhistidine. Bases 337 to 1230 code for a protein of 297 amino acids. Gene Ontology annotation, molecular function: protein-L-histidine N-tele-methyltransferase activity. The transcript has 4 exons. The record is from RefSeq and is a predicted model, not a curated record. Lineage: Eukaryota; Metazoa; Arthropoda; Insecta; Diptera; Culicidae.